Messenger RNA from Pocillopora meandrina, 8313 nucleotides. The record is from the annotation of a GenBank genome assembly. NCBI's taxonomy places the organism in Eukaryota, Metazoa, Cnidaria, Anthozoa, Scleractinia, Pocilloporidae.
CCCAGUCAUUGCACGGCUAUCAAUAUAGACACGCAAGUUCUGACAAAGCUCUCCAUAUUUUCGUGUGUUCUAUCAACUCAAAUUACUUCAGCAGAAGCAGAAGUCAAAAUGGCGAAGACGCCAAUAGAGAUUUUGCAAGGCAACCUUGACCAAUUUUUUUUGAUCAUCAUGGGCUGCCUUAUUUUUUGUGAGUAUGAUUUUCUUCCUUUUUAUUCAACAUUAUUCCUUCAGCUACUUUCUUAGUGCGUUCGUCAUUUUUAUCAUCGAAAUGAAAAACUCUACGAAGACUUACUAAAGUAGAAUUUACGUCUGUAUUCUACUGGGCCUGUUAAGUAACGUCUACAUAAUUGAAUACAUCAGAGCACAAACAUUGGAUAUAUGAACGCCUUCAGCGACAAAUUCCAGUGUCGAAUAUGAAGCGCACUUACGUUUUCUUGUCAUAAUUGUUAGAAUAGAUUUACCAGAACUUGCUCACAUAUCAACAACACGCCUCUAUAUUUGGCACACCGGUGGAACUUGGACCACUGAAACAUGCGAUGCGGAACGAAAUUUGAAAAAUCUCGCUGAAGAACUUAAUGACCAUGGCUUGAGUUUAUACAAAUAAGAGAAAAAUCUCCAAGUAAACUUGACGUAACCUGUCGUCGAUAUGAAACUUAGUCAAAACUAUCAAAGAGAAAUUUGAAAGAGUUUAUAACCAAUUGCAACUUAAAUUCAGUGGACAUUGUCUACAAAGUAAGAAACUUGCCGGCAUUUUCAGGAAAACAGAAAAAAACUUGUCGUAAGCUUUAAAUAAGUGAUAAACGCUCAAACCUUGUCUGAGGUUAUGUCCAAAAAUUUGAAAGUGCAGCUAGUAAACCUGCAGGUCUAGCGUUACCACAACAAAUCCGAGAGAAGCUUGUCAAUGAAUACAUCAAAUUAAACCACAAGUUAGUAUCUCUUAGCUUCUUUUACAUGCUGUUAAACCGCUAUGAUCUGUUCAGUUGCGCGUGAAUAACAUUUCGCUUGGAUCAUUUUCAGCACAGAUUGGUUUCAAUAGGUCUGGUUACUAUGAGUCUCUCUCUUUCUCUGUUCCUUUCACUUUAAUCAACCAGCUCAAAGAUUCUCUAAAACUGAUAAACACAAAAGCGACUCAUAUCUCAGUUUUGCCGCAGUCGGCGAACCAACAAAAGAAUGUCACUGCUAAUUUUGUUCUCGUCUUUUUUUCGGAAGGGUGUUGUAGCUCGUGCGAUUUCGUGACAUAAGUAAUAUUUGAAAAAAAUUGAAUAUGAGAGUGGUAGUACGGCAGACAAGGAGAAACCUUCUCAUGGUAUAAAUGGGUUCUUCCAACUUCUUUCACCAAAAAAAGAUGAAUGCGAAGGAAGCUGAAGUGUCUCUUUGGAGUUGACCUUUUGCAUCACCACAACGGUGAUUAAGAGGGUGCUGAGAAUCUUGGUUGCAAAACUCCUUCUAGCACUAUAAAAUUGACAUGUUCAUGAAAUUACAAAGCGGAAAUGAUAUUGGAUAUUUUCUCCUUAACUCCUGCAAGUAUAUUACGCGUCUGACGACUGAAUAACUAAAAUAGGAACGCUUUUAGAACACGAUGACGGUGCCAAAAUGAAACAGUUUUGGAAAAAUUUUUUGAUGCUCUAGGCAAAACUCAGGCUUUUAAUGCAAGACAACUCGGCAACAUCACAUUUAUCUAAGAAAAAUUUUUUGAACUAAACAAAGUUUACGACGAAAUAAAAUCAGGCCAAUAUUUAGAUUUAAGUGAGAAAGAGGGGUUUUAUGUCAUGUUGGCUGCCAUCAUGAUGCUCUCACAUACGUUCUCGCUCUUAAAAAGGUGGAAUGGAGCAAGCUCUAAGUUCUUCAUUUUUUGUUUUUUUUGGGGGGGAGGGAGAAUGUAAAACAAAAACGCAAAACAAAAAACUAGAGAAGAUCUGUUUUCAUCAAAACGAUAUCAAAGAAAUGUGAAGAUGAUCAAAUCAGGGGUUUAUGAAGGCUAUUUUUCACUCUCUUAUACGAUGUCAAGAAUUCAGCGAUACUUAACACACCCAGUAUCGCGUAAGCGACUAACAUUUUCAACGAAAACUCACAAAUUGAGAACAGGAGACACAUAACAUGAUCGUAAAGAACUCGGCUUAUGAUUGACAAGACAAGCGCUGCAAAAUUUAGGCAGCAUAGGAGGCUAGAACACACAAGCUUUGUGAACAACAUCAGUCUUUUAUUUUGUUUAUCGAUGCAACUCUUUGAUGAUGCUUCUCCGCUUAAGGUUGUUCGAAACUCAGGAGAAACUUACGCAUGAAAGGAUAGCAUUCUCCUCUCCUAUGUUGUUCUUAGUGACCUUAGCAACGUCAAAACACAAAUAAAUCUAGAGCCUUCCUUAUUUCUGCGCAGGAAGCUGAUCAUAAGCUUGAUAAACAAUGGAUAUUUCAAGAUAUUUUUAUCCGAAUUAAGCAUUGCCAUAAUGGCUUAUUGCGAAGCCGACUAUUAUUUUGCUUAUUAAAGUAAGGUGGAAUUUCUGCCCCCCAAGUGUAACCAUUCCGCCUACUCUAAAUAUAUUAACAAAGAAGAUUGGCGCCAUUAAAUCACAAAGAACUGUCAAACUAUCGGAAGUUGACUAGGAGUUGUAACAAUUGUAGCAGUGAUAAAAUAUUGUAGAAACUUCAAUUUUAUCCAACGUGCACAUUCAUAACCAGCAGUUUGGUGAUAUCUGGGGUGAACACAUACAAAAACAAAGAAUUCGUAAUUCUUAAAUAUCCGGACCCAAGCAAAAAUUCAAAUGAAUCGAGAUUACAUCUCGUCAAAUUCCUGCACGCAUGAUAUCCUCACUUCCUUUUUGCAGCCACUGGUUGAAUGCGGUAAGAAACCGCGAAAAAAACUGUCCGAACUAACAAUCACAGAUGUACACAAUUUAUUUGGCCACAAAAAGCUUGUCAUUUUUAAGCAAAAAAGAAGAGCAAUGUGCAGCUCACUGCUUUAGUUUUGAUUGUUUGUUUCGUCAUUGAUCAUGAGUCUGUUGUAUUGAAGUCAGAAUUUGAAGAGUUCCUUUCAUUUUGUGCCUAAAUUAAAACAGAACGCUUCCGAUAUCCAGCUAUCUUUAACGCUGACAUCAAACUGACACCGCAGCAUUAAUCAUCUCUAACCCUGAAAUGAAAAAUGAGGGAGGCAAAAAGGAAACUUCGUUGAAAAAGUUUGAUGUCAAUGCAUUAAGUGACCAUUUUACAUAAAAACUCGUAUUUUUCAGAAAGAGUUAAGAAUAUUUCCCCUGCAGAAAUAAGGUGGCAAAGAUAGUUCUCUCUUCAUGUUAUAUUUUCACUGGUUUUCCCAGUAUGCUGACUUAAGCAUUCACUCUGCCUAUAAGAUCAUAUCAUACAAUACAAAUAAGACCCGACGCUAUGGGGCUAAACUGAACAACCGAGAUUGAGUGCAAGUAAAAUCUUUCAUUUCAAAUGUAAGAACUGUCAGAUAUUCCAAAUAGAGCAAAAAUGUAGGCAAAUGUUUCCAGGAUUGACAAAUGGUGUCCAGGUGCAGCUCCCUUAAAUAGAUCCUUUACAGCGCAUGUGCCUAGUCGCACUCUAAAAAAGACCCAGGGAAAAGAUUGUUUAAUGACUGAGAAGAUUAACUGAGGACAAGGGAUGUAUGACAUCUUACCCAAUCAGUGGUUGGUGGCUGAUGGCUGAUCUGUCUUUUUGCAGUUAUGCAAACAGGAUUUGCUUUUCUUGAAGCUGGCUCAGUAAGGUCGAAGAACACAACAAACAUUCUGAUCAAGAAUUUCCUGGACGUGUGUAAGUAUUUAUUAAAGAGAGUAAACAUUUACAGGAAAACUAACAGCUUCAAAAUUUCAAACACAUUGGCAUUGCUCCUUUACAAAUGCGAUUUGAUGCAAAAUUCAUCCAAGUCAGUUCUCCAAUUAGAUCAAAAAUUGAUAGUCAUGAUGUAACUGAUUUAUAUCUAUUUUCAUCCUAAAUAGUUAUCAUUUUAGGCUGUUAUGUACAGCUGUCUUUGAACUAGAGUUUUAAUAGUCCCAAUAAAUUUCUGCGUGUGGCAAUUUCGUGUGUAAACUUUAUGUCGCGUUUUACUUUUUACAGUUAUUGGUGCAGUGGCCUAUUGGCUGUUUGGGUACGCAUUUGCGUUUGGAGCAGAAAGCAAUGGCUUCAUUGGACACAAGUUUUUUGCACUAGCAGAUUUACCAGCUGACAAAUACUCUCAUUGGUUUUUCCAUUUUGUUUUCGCUGCCACGGCGGCAACAAUUGUCAGUGGUGCCAUGGCAGAGAGGACAGAGUUCAAGGCUUACCUGUUAUACUCUGUGUUUCUCACUGGUAAGUUCCAAAUCCUAUUCCUUAUUUUUGUCGGGUGGUACCAAGGUCUCCAGUUUUCUACAAGCCAUUGAUAUAUUUAUUGUUCUCCCUCAGGCUUUGUGUACCCAAUUGUCACUCACUGGGCUUGGGAUGAAAAUGGUUGGCUGUACAAGGGUGUGGAGUACACUAAGGACAACGUAACCAUGACUGUAGCAUACCAGGUGAGAUUCAAAUAACAGACAUCUUGACAUGUCACUAAAAAGAAUCUUUCCCAGGUAUACUUGUACCUACCAAUCAAGAUAAAUCAAGAUCCUUAACUUCAGCUUUUUUUUUGUUGUUGAAUAAAUCAAGGAUUUUGCUGGCAGUGGGGUCGUUCAUGUUCUUGGUGGUACUGUUGCCUUAGUCGGAGCAGCCAUUGUUGGACCAAGGCUCGGACGAUUUGUGAAUGGUGUCCCUGUGCUGCUUGCAGGCCAUACUGUACCGGUGAGUAAAGAACUUCUUGUGUAUGCCAUUUCUCGAUAGGACUUUGAAUUUUCAAACUAUUCCAUUCAUAAAACCGGCCAUUUAAAAAUUUCAAACAUGAAUUUUUUCUAGAAAGCGGCCCUUGGAGGAUUUAUCCUUUUUUUCGGCUUCCUGGCUUUCAAUGGUGGCUCACAGGCAGCCAUUGCUAGUGCAGGCGAUGCAGAUGCUGUAGCACUGUCCAUUGUCAACACAGUUCUUGGAGGUGAGACACUGGACCUAUUUAACUGGAAGCCAAUUUUUUUCUGUUUCCAGUCCUUCUUGACAAAAGAAUCUUAUGUGGUUCUCUUCUCUCAUUUAGGAGCUUCAGGUGCGCUAACUGCCAUGAUCAUCAAACGUCUGGGAUUUGCAGAUAAAUACUGGAGUUUGCUUUUCACCAUUAAUGGUGGACUUACUGGAAUGGUAUAACACAUUAGUUAAAUUACGAAUAUGCAUAGGCUCUGAAUUUCAAGAGCACCUUCCACGAACAGCUUCAAAGAGAGACUGACUUUAAUUACCAUUACAUUCCUUUAUCCUUUUAAUGUGAAAUUGCUAUCAAAUAAAUCAUGGAAUUAUUCUCUGCAACUUCAAGCACCAAUUCAUUAUUUUUUAAGCGAUAAAGAUGUUUAAAAAUAUGGAAUUCGAGCUGGUAUUCUUCCCACCAAUUUGAGUAGAAAAGGUUUUUGAUCAGUUUUUGAGCUUUCUGUCGGCUGCAAUGCAUUUGAAAUGCCAUCUGUUAAUUCACCUUCCUUUUAAUCUAAAAAGGAGUUGCAUUGUGUUUCAGAUCACAAAACAAAUGCGUCUGUAGGACAGUACAUUCGAUGAUAUUCCAGGAUGAAAACAAAUAGCAAUCGCCUGAUUUAUUGGAAGUGACCACGUUCUUAUAGAUGGGUGGAUCAUGCCCAUUUUGGCUGGCUUACUGUACUAAUAAGAUGUUUUAACGUUAUCAAUUCUAUUACAAAUGACAACCUUGGCAUUUGUUUCUUAGGUGGCCUUGUGUGCAGGUUGCAAUGCCGUCCAUCCUUAUGCUGCUUUUGUCAUUGGCAUCAUUGCUGGAAUGGCCUACGUUGGAUGGAGCACUCUUAUGAUUCGUUUAAAGAUUGAUGAUCCACUAGAUGCUGUGGCUGGUGAGUUGCUCAAGCACUGAUCCUCCCCAUCUACUCAUGUUCUGUUUUCCAGCCAACUUCUUGUGAAAAGCCUUGUUUAGCACCCACCGUUCUCCACGCGGUACUUUUCGAUCCAUUACAUUGGUUUUAGUGCACUGAAUCGCUGACUCAAAGUGAAAGCAAUGUCGGACUACUUUUGAAAAGAAAUGAACUUCUCACUGGAUAAUUUGGUUUUAUCGAGCGUUAGCCUUUCGCUCUGACGAAGGGCUAAUGCUCAAAACGUCAGCUUAGAAACUCUUGGUGGUGGCCAAUUUACAUUAUCAACCCAGUUGAUAAUGACCAAAGUAUCUUGUUAUACUCAUCCACCGACGCAACAUCACAGUUUCUUUGGAAAGUUACCCCCUUUAUUCAUAAACUUUUCAGUGGUAACCUUGUUUGAUUAUUCUUCACAGUUCAUCUCGGUGGUGGUUUCUGGGGCGUGCUGUCUGUUCCCAUCUUCAACAAAGACAGUGGAAUAUUUUACGAUGGAAGCGGUCAUUCAUUCCGUUUGUUUGGCUGGAAUCUGCUGGGGGUGCUUGUCAUCAUGGCCUGGUCAGCAGCACUGAGUUUAAUCUUGUUCGUUGCGUUGCGCGUCACAAAGCAGCUUCGUGUCAGUGCGGAAAUCGAGGAGAAAGGUAAUAAUAUGGACAAGAUUCAUCAAUUCUUUGUCAGUUUCACGCUUACACUGUCUACAUGUACGUACAUGCUGACACUCCUCAAGGGCGCACCUCGUCAUCGUGAGACUCAGGAACCCUUCUUUUCAUUAGUAGGUUUAACUUUUUAAUAACUUAUUUGACGUGAUGUUAGCAAAAGCAUCCGUAAAGGUCUGACAGACAUAGGUAAUAACCCUGUUACAUCUACGAGGGUGAUAUACUGUUACCAAUAAGUUAUGUGUAAGUAGUUAUCUAGUUACGCCCAAGUUGAUUCGUCAUCAUCUGGUAGUUCAUAAAAUUUUGUUACAUUCAUUUAGAAUAUUUUUCAUUUCCAUGAAACCCUGGUUGAUGUGUGUGUCUGUUGAGUGUUUUCGGUAUUUGUGAACUUGUAAAAAAAAUUGAUAACAUCUAAUCAAAGCAAAUCUCAAUUUCGCGGCAAAUUAUAGUUACCUCAGUGAUAUUUGUCAAAAGGGCUAAUGUCACUGAGUGAUAUUGAUUCGCCGGUUUUCUUUCCGCCAAGUGAUUUGAGAUCAGCUACAAUGCGACAAAUUAUGUUUAAAAUUUUUGAACAACUUUCAAAAACUGUGUCUUUUUUGUUCUAGGUCUUGAUAUUCCCAAACACGGCGAGCCCGCGUACCCACUGGCCAGUUACGGAGACGGAUGGUCGGAGUCGCCAUCAGCACCGAGACAGACCUUGCCGUUUAGUCAUAGUAAUGGCGUCACCCCUGUCCAAAGUAACUAUCCUGAGAAAGGAGGUGGAAUCGAUAAUCCAAGUCUUGAGGUUAUUGAAGCUCCAAACAAGAACGAAACCACAGAGUUUUGAAUAUCACAGACCAGAUCGAAAGAAUGCUACUUGCCCACUUCAUGCCAAAUAUGGGAAAAUCUUUCGUGUGGCAUACGCUAAAUCACAACACUUAUUAUAGUUUCAUAUUGCUCAGUGAAUGAUAUUAACCGCAAUUGUUGGCAGCAAUACUCGACACAAAAAAAAACAAAAUAACUUCAAUUUACCUGAGAAAAAUGUAGGCUUGUCCAUAGGUGACCCGAAAUUGCUCAGACGGUAAACAUCAAUAGUAACGAGGAAAGGAAAACAGCCUAGUUAAGAUCUUAUCUUCUAUAUUUAUUUAGUUUUUAUCGUGCAUGGUGACAGACUAUAUAUCGUACUUUGUAACCCUUGAUAGUUAUUAGAGCAUGUGUCAAUUCAAAAGUAUUUUAUAUUCAAGAUGGGGAUCAAAAUAGUCGUCAAACUUGUUUUUCAUGUGAGAGACUGGACUCCAUCAGAUUAUAGCGAGUGGGGACUGAAGCCACAGUCUAUCCACUAGAGUCCAAUCCCCACUUACCUUCCAAGGGCCACAACAUUUGUAGACACUGGUGUAGGUUAUAAAAACUAAUUAAGAAAUCAUCGCUUUUCACGCUUUAAAAUGCACGGCUCACUCGCUAAGAACUGAUAUGUCUAGAUAUUAUAACGUAUAUUGUGUUAAUUAAAACAUUACCUACAUCAUUUCCUCACAGUCAUACAGCAUGUAAAUGUGCACAGCCAACUACAUUCAUGUAGUCUGGGAGUAAAGGAAUAAAAAAAAAAUCUUUGUUAUGUUAGUGGUAACCUUGUAUGCGUGACUUAACUUUCAAACCUAAAUGCUUUAACUAGCCUGACUUCAGCCGUGAUCCUUUCUCACCACAAACACUAUCAACCUAUAGGCAUUACUUCUACACAAAAUUAAUUCUAGCAUUGCGUCACAGGGC